Helicoverpa zea (corn earworm) is the source of this 1554-nucleotide messenger RNA. RefSeq names its product saccharopine dehydrogenase-like oxidoreductase. Gene Ontology annotation, biological process: glycolipid biosynthetic process. The coding region runs from base 183 to 1451 and encodes 422 amino acids. Lineage: Eukaryota; Metazoa; Arthropoda; Insecta; Lepidoptera; Noctuidae. The transcript has a single exon. Gene Ontology annotation, cellular component: mitochondrion; plasma membrane; lipid droplet. The record is from RefSeq and is a predicted model, not a curated record.
GGAUUGUGAUCUCAGAUUGUGAUUGUUUGUGGACCUCAGACACUAGAUAUUAUAUUACAUAGUAAGAAAGCUCUGAUAUUGCUACACCGGCCGGUAUCUGCUGCUGCGUUUAAAAAUAAGUGAUUUUGUUUCCGAGUUUUUGUGAAGUCAUUCUAAAAAAAUAAUAAUUUAAAAUAUUCACAAUGUCGCGGUUAGAUCUGGUGAUAUUUGGAGCUACGGGUUUUACGGGUAAACAAGCUGUGAUUCAUAUGGUUAAGUUCGCAAAAAAAUAUGAUCUUGGAUCUUGGGGAGUCGCAGGACGUUCGGAGACAAAGCUUGCUAACUUAAUGACAGAAGUUUCCAAGAAAACUGGAGAAGAUGUUUCCAAUGUCAAGAUUAUUAUAGCAGACGUAGAUGACGAGAAAUCUCUCAAGGACAUGUGCUCGCAAACCAAAAUGGUUGUCAACUGCUGUGGCCCUUACCGUUUGUACGGCGAGCCUGUUGUUAAAGCUGCCGUGGAAAAUAAGGCCAAUUAUGUUGAUGUGAGUGGAGAACCGCAGUUCAUGGAGUUGAUGCAACUGCGCUAUGACGAGCAGGCGCGCGCAGCGGGAGUUUUUAUCGUCAGCGCUUGUGGUUGGGACAGUAUUCCGGCCGACAUGGGUGUCAUCUUUUUGAAACAAAACUUUGCUGGGACACUGAACUCAGUAGAGUCAUAUCUAAAGACCUACAUGCCCCCUGAAGUAGAAGCUGAGGCUCGUGAGCGAGGAGUGAUCAAUUAUGGUACCUGGGAGUCCCUAGUCUAUGGUAUUGCUCACCAUGAUGAGCUGCCAGCCCUAAGAAAGAAACUAUAUCCAGACCCGUUGCCCCCACUUAAACCUAAGCUGCUACGACAAAAGUUACAAAAGAAGGGGAGUAAAUGGUAUCUUCCAUUCCUAGGAGCUGAUGAAUCAGUAGUCUACCGUACCCAGCGUUAUUUGUAUCACAAAGAACAGCAGCGACCAAUCCAAUUUAGAGCUUACUUCAAAUCUGGGGGUUUAUUGCAAACCAUUCUUACUAUUUUUGGUGGAAUCCUACUGUACAUAAUGACGAAGUUUUCAUUUACAAGGAAUAUAUUACUGAAGUAUCCAAAGGUUUGCUCCUUUGGCAUGAUAACAAGGGAGGGUCCUACUGAUAAUGUCAUGAAUAAUACACAUUUUACAUUUGAGCUGGUCGGUAAGGGAUGGGAGAAUGGUGCGGACGUGGAGAACACAAAGCCAAAUAAGACUGUAAUUGCAAAAGUGACUGGCACAAACCCAGGCUAUGGGGCCACCGUUGUAGCACUGUUGAUGUCAGCUCUCACUAUCCUUAAGGAAAAGGAGAAUUUACCUGCAGCAGGUGGAGUUGCAACUCCUGGAGCUGUUUUCAAAAAUACUAAUAUAAUAAAGAAACUUAUUGAGAACAAUUUAAAUUAUGAAAUUGUUGAUGGUAAAUAACUUUGUUAACAUUUUCAUUCUUAUUAAUUAUGAUGGGCAUUUAAAGGGAAAUAAGAUAUUCUAUUAAUCAUUCCAAAUGUUUAAUAAAUAUAAUUUUAUAUAA